GUUCUGACAGCAGAAUGUUAUGCCAUUUUCACGCAAUACCAUUUUGCGGCAAUUUGUAUUUCGUUUUUGUGAAAGGUUUUGAUUUGAAAUAUUAGUUACCGGCAGAUAUGUUUCUAACGAGAUAUCUUCGAUGGCCGAUGGGCGUCCUGAAGCACCCGGUACGAUUAGCCAUACCGUUCCGACAGUGCAGCACACAAUCGAAAGAAGGAACGGCGGAUGAUGGUAAUCCGAGCGACAAGAAAAGCUUAAUCGUUCGCACGAACCUGUUCGAAUCGGCGGCCAAAAAGGACAAACAAACGUACAUAGAGAUGGUGAAAAUAUUUGAAAAGCGUAGCGUACACCGGCGUAAUCACGUUGAAUUCAUUUAUGCCGCUUUGCGCCACAUGGAAGAGUUUGGCGUGAACAAGGACAUUGCUGUGUACAAAGCACUGAUCGACGUCAUGCCCAAGGGCAAGUUCAUACCGACGAAUAUUUUUCAGGCCGAGUUUAUGCACUAUCCGCGCCAACAGCAGUGCAUUAUAGAUCUGCUGGAACAAAUGGAGGAUAACGGUGUGAUGCCCGAUUACGAGAUGGAAGCGAUGCUGAUCAACGUAUUCGGCAAGAAGGGACACCCGGUGCGGAAGUACUGGCGCAUGAUGUACUGGAUGCCAAAGUUUAAAAAUCUAUCACCGUGGUUGCUGCCGAAUCCGGUACCGGACGACACAUUCGAACUAGCCCGGUUAGCAGUUGAGCGUAUGUGUUCGAUUGAUCCACGCAGUAAAGUUGAAAUAUUUGACACAAAAACGGUGGAGAACGCGCUCGACCAUACGUGGGUUGUUAGUGGACAGAGCGUUGAACAAUCGGAACUACUGGAGGCUCAUAAUAAGGAGGAACCGAUCUAUAUAGAGGGUCCAUUUGUGAUAUGGUUACGAAAUCGUUGCAUCAGCUAUUACAUACUAAAGAGUGCCCCGAAACCUUUGGAACCGAUUGAACAAACGGAGGACCCGGAUGAUGUUAGCAAUCUGCACAAUCCCUACAUUGGACUAGAUUUGCGGUUUCGCAAAGGACAACGAUUUGGGUCAGCAGUGAGCACACGCCGGCGCUCAGUUCACGAGCAGGAUGACGGCAUCAUCUAUGCCAUCUGUUGCACUGGAACUUCCACCAAGGAUUCGCUACUGUCCUGGAUACGGUUACUAGAGAAACAGAACGGCAACGGAGCAUUAUCUUCGCUUGCUGUGUUGUUUAAAUUUACUUCCCCCACGGCUGAAGUGACUGUUUCCGAUGGAAAUUCCAACACGGUACAACAUUAGCUGUAGAUACACAACUAUUUGCUAUAAAUAGAAUCAAAGUAAACCAUGGUAAA
This is a messenger RNA of Anopheles funestus (African malaria mosquito), 1342 nucleotides long. RefSeq names its product evolutionarily conserved signaling intermediate in Toll pathway, mitochondrial (gene ECSIT). Gene Ontology annotation, cellular component: mitochondrion. Gene Ontology annotation, molecular function: protein binding. NCBI's taxonomy places the organism in Eukaryota, Metazoa, Arthropoda, Insecta, Diptera, Culicidae. Bases 108 to 1289 code for a protein of 393 amino acids. The record is from RefSeq and is a predicted model, not a curated record. The transcript has 2 exons.